Trichomycterus rosablanca is the source of this 1371-nucleotide messenger RNA. It is a transcript of the gene rwdd4, whose product is annotated as RWD domain containing 4. The transcript has 7 exons. The record is from RefSeq and is a predicted model, not a curated record. The coding region runs from base 163 to 858 and encodes 231 amino acids. NCBI's taxonomy places the organism in Eukaryota, Metazoa, Chordata, Actinopteri, Siluriformes, Trichomycteridae. Gene Ontology annotation, molecular function: protein binding.
GCUGCAGUAGAGUGGAGUACUAGCUGGUUAAACAGUUAAACAUGAGUUGUUCAGUCCAGCUGUGUUAUACGUAUUAUUACUGUAAUGACAGAUAAAUAAAAGUUAAGUUGUUUAGUGGGUUUCAAAUUCCAGAAUAUAAUACAGACUGGAAAAGAAUAAAACAUGUCUGCUAACGAGGAGCAGGAGAUGGAACUGGAGGCUCUGCGAUCAAUUUAUGAAGGGGAUGAUUGCUUCAAGGAGCUGAGUCCGACCUCCUUCCAGUUCAGGGUAGGAGAUCUUGAUGAAUCUAAAUCAUUCAUGCUGGAUGUCUCAUGGCCAGAAACGUAUCCUGAAACCGCACCUCAUAUAUCCUUAGAUGCCUUCUUUAACAACAGAAUCUCUUCAGAGACCAAGAAUUAUAUAAUCUCUAAGAUGCAAGAGCAGGUGGAGGCAAACCUGGGCAGUGCAAUGAUGUACACUCUUUUUGACUGGGCCAAAGAGAACCAGGAGAUGCUUAUGGAGAAUCACCAGCCUGUAGUGUCUGCUGUGACAGUUACACUGAACAGUGAUUUAAGCAGUCCAGUUUCCGUUAGAAAGAAAAAGGAGAAGAAAGAACAGCUAACAAAGGCACAGAAACGCAAAAUGAUUGGAAGAACUGAUAACAAGGGUGAAUUGCCCAGAGGCUGGAAUUGGGUUGAUGUGAUUAAGGUAAUUUGUGACCAGCUAACAUUAUUAUUAAAAACUGCAUUAUUUGAAUUAUUUAAAGAUAUUGUUUCUUCAAAAUACAAACACAUUAAUCAUUUCUUUUCAAUUUGUGUUCCUGCUUUCAUUGUCUUCCAACAGCAUCUGAGCAAAACUGGGGGAAAGGAAGACAGCUAGAGAAACUCCUUUAGACAUCUGAAGUUUUAAAGUCAAAGUAAAUGGAUGGAAGGACAGAUGGACGAUAAAAUGUCUAAAAUGACUUGUAUUUUAAAGAAAGGCGAACUAAAUCAUCGUUCGAAUUCUAAAGCUGCUGUUUUAUCUGUGCCACUAAGACUCCGGGACUAGAUGUUCUCUUUCACUAGGAAUAGACAGUAGUGGAUGGCAGUCCACAGUAAUUUUGCCAAAGUGAUAGUAAGAAUUAACUAAACACAGUUCAAGCAACAUCUGAUGGCGUGUUUGAAUCGCUGUUACAAGGAGAACCUUAUCAGUCAGCUAGACCAGAGUUUGAUUUAUAUCAACAACACUGCCUAAAGGUUUGCACAAAAUGAUAACAUCAGCAGAUAAUUGGUGCAGUGUGGUUUGAUCAGGUGAACCUCAGUUUAUAUUUGUACCGGUUUUUAGCCUUUUUUUCUCCUCCCGAUUAUUUAUUGUGUUUACUUUUUGACACAAUAUAAAAAGUUAUUAAAUGUU